This is a messenger RNA of Amyelois transitella, 1255 nucleotides long. Its product is annotated as lachesin. The transcript is spliced from 8 exons. NCBI's taxonomy places the organism in Eukaryota, Metazoa, Arthropoda, Insecta, Lepidoptera, Pyralidae. The record is from RefSeq and is a predicted model, not a curated record. Gene Ontology annotation, cellular component: neuron projection. The coding region runs from base 115 to 1239 and encodes 374 amino acids.
CUGGCGUAGAGGGCACGCGCAACAAGCUACGAAGUGCUUGCUACGAGCGCUACGAAACUUGCGUACGAUGACGCGCGAACAGUGAAGUUUGCGGGCGCGUUGCGAUGUGACUCGAUGAUGUUGUUAAGAAAACUUUUGUUCUAUGUACACUUCGGACUUGUCUUCCAUGUAGUGAUUUGUUUUAAGGAUACUGUCGAAGUUCCUCGUUUUGAAGAUAGCCUAAACAACUUGACUGUGUCAUUUGGGAGAGAAGCGGUCUUCACUUGCGUUGUCAAUGAUCUCGGCGCUUACAGGGUGGCGUGGCUACGCGUGGACACGCAGACGAUCCUGACCAUCGCCACGCACGUGAUCACCAAAAACCACCGCAUAUCAGUUACUCACAGUGACCGUCGUGUUUGGUUCCUCCACAUACAUGACGUGAGACAAUCAGACAGGGGCUGGUACAUGUGCCAGCUGAACACAGACCCCAUGAAAAGCCAGACGGCUUAUCUGGACGUCGUAGUACCACCAGACAUCCUGGACUACCCGACAAGUAGUGACCAGGUCGCCCGGGAAGGCGCCAAUGUGACGCUGCGGUGCGCGGCGCACGGGGUCCCCACACCCACGGUGGUGUGGCGGAGAGAGUUGGCUGCUGAUGUGCUGCCCACAACUAACUUUAGUGAUACACAAAAUUCGUCAGUGAAUGGCGCAGUACUGCACCUGGUGAAGGUGUCCAGAUUGCACAUGGGGCCAUAUCUAUGCAUAGCAAGCAAUGGCGUUCCACCAACAGUCAGCAAGCGAGUUAUGCUCGUUGUACAUUUUCCGCCUAUUAUGACAAUACAGAAUCAACUAGUGGGGGCGAAAGAAGGUGACAGCGUUCAUCUUGACUGCCAUUCAGAAGCGUUCCCCAGGUCCAUCAACUAUUGGACGAUAAAUGAUCAAAUCAUAUCACAAUCGGACAAAAGGUUCGAGAUCACAUCAGUGGAGCGAGGCUACGAGGUCGACAUGAAGCUCAAGAUUAAAAAGGUCGGAAGGUCAACCUUUGGGACCUACAGUUGCAUAUCAAAAAACUCUCUCGGAGACACGGAUGGCACUAUCAAAUUAUAUUCGCUGUCCGGCAAAUUUGAGGAGAUGCAGUACAAUGACGUGGACUUCGACGAGCCGCCCGACGUCAGCGAACUAGAAGCGUUGAAACGUAGCGCCGGGGCGCAAGCGGCGCUGUCGCUCGCGCUCCUAGCAAUGCCUCUCGCUAUAUUAUAAUGCUUCGUUGUAUAUA